Messenger RNA from Cydia strobilella, 1064 nucleotides. RefSeq lists its product as uncharacterized. Bases 57 to 1046 code for a protein of 329 amino acids. The transcript is spliced from 5 exons. The record is from RefSeq and is a predicted model, not a curated record. Lineage: Eukaryota; Metazoa; Arthropoda; Insecta; Lepidoptera; Tortricidae.
UUGCUAUGUUGUGUUUGUUUUGUGGAGGGCUUGUGCGACAAUAAUUAUCAAAAAAAAUGGAAAAGAAACCUCGUUUGCGUGCUCCAAAUUUCACUCAAAGUGAUAACUUACUUUUGUGUGACGUAGUCAGCAAAUACAUACAUAUAAUUGAAAAUAAAAAAACUGACGGAGCUAGCCUCCUGCAAAAACAGAGGGCUUGGCUUGAUGUAGCGGAGGAUUACAAUUCAUCCACCACAGGUUGCUCUCGUACUGCAGAAAGCUUGCAGCAAACAUACAAAAAUCUAAAAAAAAGAGCCAAAAAGAAUGCAUCUGAUGAAAAGAUGAAUAUUCCAGUGGAUCCUAGUUUGGUGCUCAAUAUAGAAAAGUGUGGCACAUCUUCCCAGAAUUGUGACUGGGGAGAAGUUUCUUUAAAUACGGGUGCAUUAGAAGAAACGUGCAAAGAAAUGUUUGCAGCAUUAAAUGAGGAAGCAGACACAAGCGACAUGAUUUCGAAAACUGCUAUUAUGGAUACAGGAGGAGGGCCACCACUUAACGCUGACAAAGAUCCAGUAUUGGAAAAAGUUAAAGCUCUCACUGGACCUGUUAUGGAUGGUAUUCACACAAUUUAUAAUGGAGAUAACAGUCUUAUAGCAUCCCAAAAUAUACCACCAAUAGAACUUCAUAGUAUUGGAUCAGAUUCUACAAUGCUGGAUAUGCAAGAGACACAAGAUUAUGCUCAGGAUAACGAGACAUAUUUCACUAAUAACAGUUAUAACGGAGCAAAUUUUAAAAAAAGGCCACACCAUUUAUUGACUCGUAAACGGAAACUAGAAACUGAAAGUAAACAGAUCAAAAUGGAGUUACUGGAGCAACAGAAGGAGUUGGUCAAAACUCAGCUGCAAGAGGAACUGGAUCGAGUGGAGCAUAACCGUAUGCUGAGAGGAAUGGAGAUGGAGGAUGCAAAACAAAAGUAUAUACACAAUGAAAAGCUUAGAGAAAUGGAAAUGGAGGAAAUGAAAAGGAGAAACGAAUUUAAUGAAAAAAUGAGGCAUUUUCAAUUAAAAUAAGACAAUGUAUCUUUUCAA